AAAAAAGGGAGAAAUUAGAAAGGAAAAAAAGGCGGCAAAGUUAGGGAAGGGUUUAUUUAUUCUCUCUUUCUCUCAUUUUAACAUCAAUGAAAUAUUUGAUUUAGUUACGAAAUAGACAAAAAGAAAGAGAAAGGGAAAGGGGGAGGGAAAGGAGAGUGAGAAAAAUACAGGAAGUCAGAGGGAAUAAUUAAAAAGAGGUUAAUUAGGUUACGGAAAUUCUAGAGGAUUAAAAAAGAGUGAAAUAAGAAAAUGGGCAAGAGAUGAAUAUGAUCUGUAUGCAAAUAGAAGGUAUUAGAAAAAGUAGAUAUAAGGUUGGUAGUGGUGGUGUCGGUGCACGAACAGAUAGAAGCCAUUGUUCGGUUAACUGAUAUGAUAUAUUCGCAUGACUGAUUUUCUACAAUAAGUCUUAUCCUUCUCUCUCUUUUUCACCGUUUGGCGCAGGUGCACGCGCAUACUUUUGGUGCAACAUCCAGCUGUUGCCAAGAUUCGGAUAAGGAACGUGAGCUGGAUCUUCUUAUCAUCUGCUCUUUUUUUAAACUUAGUUUGCUGCUGUGCCCUGUUUUCUCUAUCUUAUCAGCAAAUUAACCUUUCGCCGCAAAAUAUGAAAGUUAAAGGAGAACAAGAGAGAACAGUAAUCGGUUUAAAAGAAGCUAUAAACUUGCUUUGUAAAACCAGUUUGGAAUUUUCAAGUGAACUCUCCAUACAAGGCCUUCUCGCUAUAACUAUAGAUAAGAAUGAGGUUUUACUAGUUGAUAUAAAAGAUGUAAUAGAGGCUGCUCCAGACGAACGAAUAACGUCUUCGUCCGAUGUCGAAAAAUAUCAAUGCAGAUCUGAUGGAACUAUAGUCAUUCAGCCAGAGCUUAAUGAGGAAGACUGUCGAAGGAAUUGGGACGAAGACCAAGAAUUCUCAUCUGAUUCCGAUCAGUCGGAUAAAUUAGUGAUGGACCUCAGAAGGCAGGAAGAAGAGGAGAGAAAGAGUCCAAAAAUUGGAAGAGUAAAACAUAGUAUGCUAAGAAAAUCUCAACAACCUAGAAGGAACAACAAAGUAAAUAUUGACAAAUUUGCCGAAGAUGUCAUGCAAAAACGUAUUGAGGAAGAAAAUACUUCAUUAUUAAAAGUACCACAAGUAGCAGUUCCCGAUACGGUUUCUUCAACAUUCCCUCAACCAGUACCUAGUUUGCCUCCAUCAGUAUCUGCUAUACAAAAUAUUGUUCUCUCAAUGAAUAUGAAUCAGAUGAAUCAGAUAAGACCUCCUCUACCGACAACAAGCCCAUUUAUUACCAAUCUUUUGGCGGCGCCGAUCAUGCCGAAAGCUAAUACCCAAGAAGUCAGUUCAGCAAUUAGGGAUAAGCUUUACAAUUCCGUUAGUAAAAGUUCAAAUUUCGGAGGAGGAGGUCAAAUUUGUAAGAAGGGGGAGCAAAGGCCUGGAAUGAGGUGCACGAACUGUAAUACGAGUAAGACUACACUGUGGAGAAGAGAUGAUGAUGGACAAACCGUUUGUAAUGCUUGUGGAUUAUACUAUAAGCUACACAGAGUUGGCAUUUUUUUCUUAUACUUACUUUUAAUUGCUUUACUAUUUUUUCUUAAUUAUUUUAUAUUCCGUGUUAUAUAGAGUUAAAUCGAAUUCUCUCUGUUUUCUAUUUCAUAUGGUUCUCUCUUUCACCGCUUAUUCUUGAUUUGUAUUCAAACAGGUAAAAAGGCCUCUGACAAUGGUCAAGGACACUAUACACUCUCGUAGAAGACGGGCCAAAGAACUGGCUAUGCGUCAGUCAGAUACAGACGGCGGUUCUCCUCAAACGAUCGAUCAGCCGAUGGAAGGAUCGGCCUUAUCUCCGCUAACACUUGCACCCAGUACGACGCAGGAAGAUUCGGAUCAGGAGUGCGUUUGACUUUUUCCGGGCGCAUUCUUCCUUUAACGAUGUUGUUGCAUUCCUACAAUUUUUACCUCUCUAGCUGUUUUUCUGCACACAUACACACAUACAUACAUAAUGUACACAUAAUGCAAACUCUCGUAAAACACUUAUAAAAAAAGACAAAGCUUGUCGUGGUUGGUAUUCACUCACUGGAUGUACCGAUAUUCUUAUUAAUCGACCAUGUGUUUUACAAGGUUGUUUUCUCAAGUUUGUUAAAAAAUCCUAAGAGUUUUGCUAGGAGAAGACACACGUCUAUAAUCCUUAAAGCCAAUUACGUAAUAAUGCCAUUAUCCUAAAAAGUCCAAAUCCCUACUUCACAUCCAAUAUGCUGAAAUCUGGCUAAACACAUUUUUGUCAUCCUUUUUGAAAGCUCAAAUUCUCCUUUAAAAGCUUUUUUUGCUGUGUUCGUUUUUUCAUCCUUAUCUCUCUCUCUUCAAAUCUUUACAUGUAUAACUAAUAAUCAUACGUAUGCAUAUGACUAUGAUAUAUAUAUAUAUAUAUGUAUGUAUAUAUGUAUAUAUGUAUACAUAUAUAUUUAUUUUUUG
Molecule: messenger RNA, 2458 nt
Organism: Dimorphilus gyrociliatus
Lineage: Eukaryota; Metazoa; Annelida; Polychaeta; Dinophilidae
Source: the annotation of a GenBank genome assembly